AUGACUAACACAUUGGUGGUAAUGAAUAUAAAAAGCCUUGUAGAGAACAUAAGUGAUUUAAUUUCCUUGGAAUUUUGCCUCACCUAGGGGAAAUGAGUCAAUGAACCUAUACUCUCUUUCAGAUUCCACUUGCUGUUGAUGUGGAUUGUAAAAAGGAGCCACUUCUAGAAGGUAAAGAGCCACCUUUUACUGUUAAUGCAUAGUGUAAUAGACAGCAAUGAAAGCAUGAUGGGGCAAUCUUAAUCCUAUGCAUCAUGAGAAAUAGUUCAUGUGCUUUUUUAUUUAAUUUUUUACAUUUAGUGUUUUAAAAGCAUUCUGUUGCAUGUGUAGGAAGGAAUCCUGAAAGUGUGACAUUGUAAUACAUUCUGGAAUCUAUUGAGGCAGCUCUUUUAAAUACAAAAAUAUUACAAUUGUAAAUGCAUAUAAGGAAUGGACAGUAAGUUGAACCCUUUCCCUCUCCUCAUUCUCCUCAGACCCAGAGUAUAAUGUCUACACCCGGUUUAUGAAGUCUCAUCGGUGCUAUGACUUGGUCCCUACCAGCUCCAAGUUGGUUGUGUUCGAUACUUCACUGCAGGCAAGACCACGUCCUGCUUUUAACUUCUUCCUGUCAAAUAAAUCUAGACCAAAGAUGCUGCUUUGUGUUUGUGUGUAUAACUGUGUUAAUCUCUCCAUAGGUAAAGAAGGCGUUUUUCGCUCUGGUGUCCAAUGGGGUGAGAGCAGCGCCACUCUGGGACAGUAAGAAGCAGUGUUUUGUAGGUAAGAAGAGAGUCCAUCACCUUCUAUUGGCUGGGCUUUUGGCAGAUUUCGAAAUGCACAAUGAGGAGAGUUCUGUUGGACUCUGGUGACCCUGUUCUCCUGCUGAUCUCUCACUGCAGGUAUGCUGACAAUCACAGACUUCAUCAUCAUCCUCCAUCGCUACUACAAGUCGCCUUUGGUAAGUCCUAGCUUUCAGCCUGUCCUUAUCUUCCACAGUUUCUAAGUUUGCUUGUUUACAGCAUACCCUAUCUCAAUUUCACAUUUUGAAUCAUAGUGGUGGUGGAGCGUGGAAAGGCGCGACACGUGAUUUGCAGCACUCAUCCUUCUGUCUAAUGAACAGUUGACCUUCAUGCCUCUCACCCCCAUUGUUAUGUUAGUCAGCACUUUCUCCUGUUCUAAUGUUUCAGGUGCAGAUAUAUGAGCUGGAGGAGCACAAGAUAGAGACAUGGAGAGGUAAGGGCAUUCAUUAACUGUGUAGCAAUAAGUGACUGAUAGCCUUCUGGAGUGCCAGUGGAUUAACUAUUGCCUAUUCUGUUCUCCUUCACCAUAGAAGUCUACCUUCAAGACUCCUUCAAGCCCCUCGUCAGCAUAUCCCCUAACGCAAGGUAGGUCUACUGCCAUGGUGAAAUGUUGAGGGUUGUCACUGCACAGUUGGUCAAAGCAGCUUGAGCUCAAUUCAGGUGCUUACUGGCACUAAUGUUUGAUACUGACACAAAUGUGUUUCAAUUUCUGCUUUCUCCCUCCCCGUUUCAGUCUGUAUGAUGCAGUGUCUUCUCUGCUGAAGAAUAAGAUCCACAGACUUCCUGUGAUCGACCCUCUGACAGGGAACACCCUCUACAUCCUCACUCACAAGAGGAUCCUCAAAUUCCUCAAGCUCUUUGUGAGUCUUUUUUGUGAUCCUCUCUUUCUUACACUCUCCCCGUUCAUCUCUUUUACCACAUUUUAUCACCUGCUAUCUCAAUGUCUCAUUCUCAGCAGUAGAUAAGGUAAGACAAGAGCAGUGCUAUGACUGUAGGCCUUGUUAAUGAAGUCCACACCCAGUGUUUAUUGAUUCUGUUGUGAGGUAAUAUACCGUGUUUCAUUUCUAUGUGUUUUUCAAGCCACUUACAUUAGUGGAACCUUGUGUGUUAUUUUCCCCAGAUAUCGGAGAUGGCAAAACCUGCCUUCUUAGGCCAGACUCUAGAGGAGCUGGGCAUCGGAACGUUCCAUAAGAUUGCAGUGGUGCGUUUUGACACACCCCUCUACACAGCACUGGGCAUAUUUGUGGACCAGAGAGUGUCUGCCCUGCCUGUCGUCGAUGACAAUGGUUAGUGAGGGAGACGAGGGGACAGUUUGUUAAACAUGUCUGACCCAGACACUCCUGUUGUAAAUGGUAGGUAGUACUCAUGUACCCAUGUGUCUAUUUCUCUCUCACACACAGGACGAGUGGUGGACAUUUACUCAAAAUUCGAUGUCAUUGUAAGUACUGGACAGCUGUGCUACCAAUGGGCCGUAUUUUAAACAGAAUAGUCACUGGUCAGCAGAAAAUAUUGUCAUUUUAGCUCAUUGUGGGUGUUUGUGAGAGACCGACAAAGAGACGAAACAGAAAGACCGUAACCAGAAUUGUCUGUAUCCUUGUGCUGUAAGAGUAUUUUAUAAAGGCAAAGAAUUCAGUGCAGACCAAAGUAAGUCUCUCCUGUUCUAGAUCAAUGGGUCUCUUACCCAGUGGGCAGGCAGUAUAUAGAGCCUGUUGGCUGUUAUCAACCAGCGGACUGGCUGAGGUUUAUUAGCCUUUAGCCUGGGGAAACAGGAGCAGGUGGGCUCACUCUGCACUGGAAUCAAUUAACCCCUAGAUGAAAGUAUGUGUUUGUCUGUGUGUUUUCAUCUCUGCUAUCCAAAUACAGUAGCAAACACGAGCAGCAUUGAGAAGUAAUAAUGUCCCCCACACAGAACCUAGCAGCAGAGAAGACGUACAACAACCUGGAUGUGACUGUGACCAAAGCCCUGCAGCACCGCUCUCAGAAUUUUGAGGGAGUGCUCACCUGCAACACACACGACACACUGGAGUCCAUCAUCAACAGACUGGUGGAGGCAGAGGUGAGGGAGAUGGAGACACACCUGUGAAUACACUAUUACUGUUUGGGUCGACAAUUUAAACAGUUUCCUGGGCGUUUGUCAAGGUCAAUACAAGUAGUACAUACAACCAUAAUGUAAAAUACACACAGGCGCUGAACUCUAGCCUUGGCCUUUAGUUUGUGUAACAUAUGGUUUGUUUUUCUGUCUCUCUCUCCAUCUCUUUUCUCUCUUCUCUCUCAGGUGCACAGGCUGGUGGUGGUUGAUGAGCAGGAGGUGGUGAAGGGCAUCGUCUCUCUCUCAGACAUCCUCCAGGCACUGGUUCUCACUAAUGAAGAAGCAGACUAAGGUAAACACAAACCUGCUCUAUGCACUGACCUUGAUAAAUCAAAUGAAAACAAUGUCAAUGUAAUUUAGCUUCAACUCAGUCCCUGAGAGGCGACGUCUCACCUGUUAAUUGUUUUGUGAUUUAUAAAGGAUUUAAAUCAUUGUCAAGGUGAACUAAAGAGAUUCAUCUGGUGUUUUGUAUUUCAGGUAUUGCUUGAGGAAGUGAUAAAGGAAAGAUUCCCCCAAACAGAUCAGGAAGGAUAGAGAAGAUGAGGAUCCUGGAAGAGAGGGAGGAAGAGGAGUGACGUGAGAGAGGGGAAAGAUAAGAAUCUUCAACAUAUCCCGUCAUGUACAAAUGUACGUCUAGAACACAGGAGGACCUCUUUCUAUCUCUCUCUCUCCAUAAAAAUGUGAAGUCCCAUUGACUUUCUCAAUCAAGCAAUAUAGACACAUACAGUAACAAGGGACAUACAGGAACACUGUAAACCAAGCCAAAACCCAAGCAACCAAAAAGACCCAAACAAGAAACAGGUCCAGAAGUGGCCAAUGGAGUGGCGCUGUAUGUCCAUUCUGGGAAGCCAAACACAACCUCUGUAUGUGCAGGUGGUGGACCUAUACAGUACAGGAAUGAUGUGUAGUUAUAUGAAGGGGAUCAAUUUGCCACUUCUCAGACAAAUCCAUUCCCCACCUAUUCUCUCCCAUUUGGUCUGAAGAUACACUGGAGAGAGGAGUCAGUCACUUCCCACCCUGGCCCUAAACUGAGCAGCAUUCCUUUACCCAUCAUCCAUAGGUCUGGAAUCUCUAAAGCACGACUAGCCAGCCAAUCAUGGAUCACAGGUUAAUGAAUGUCACAGUGGAACUUGAAGAUAUAAAAAUCUACAAUGGAAACUCUGCUGCCUUGGUUACAGUAUGUGAAGUCUGGAAUGUCGGAGAUGGAACUGCUGUAGAAGAUGUCCUUUUAGAGUUGUACUCCUUAUAUAUUGAUGCACAACCACUGAAUAUUUAUGUAAAUGUAACAAAAUGUAAAAAAAAAUUGUGUGCUUGUUUGUCUUGACACACAUUUAUUUUGACCCAGAAGACUGGAGGAAUGGUUCAUGGUGUGGCAGUAACAUGGGGUUGUUUUUAGGGCUUGCUUAGCCUUGUUCUUCAAAAUCCUUCUAAAGCUACGUGAUAAAUUAUUUUGCCUUUUAAGUUUGACUCAUUUCCCAAUCCCAACAAGAUUUAUUUUAGAAAGUUUUCAACAACAUGUAGCGUGAGUGUGUGUGGAUUGAUCAUGAUGGAGUCGGUCACUUUUGCUUGUGAACCUUUUCUAGUCUCCUGAUUGGCUGUUGUAAGCGCUCCUGAGGUAGAUCAGUGAAGCAUUAGACAUGACCUUAUUGCCCUGGCUAUAUUCCAUUUUCUUUCAUCCUUGUUAUAGGAUUCAGUUUGAGCCUUUCAUUACUUCCAGCACUUUCCUUUUUCACAUUCCGAGGGCAAACCAAUCUCGAUGAAUGAAAAGGACUUCCUUGGGCCAUUGACUCAGUACAUUUUAAAAUUUUAUUUUUCAAAAUUGACUUUUAGUAUGAAUACGAUUUUUUUCUACUACUCAUGUGAAUUGAAGUUCUAAUUUAAUGCAUGAGCAAUACAUAUUAUUUAUCUUACAUGGGGUUGUGUUUUUCUGCAGUUUUCUGCCAUUCGUUUUGACAUGCACUUUUGAAUGUUUUGUCUUGGUGAAGCAGUAGGGUUGAUGUGUAACUGAGUGGGUGUAGGUCAGCGAGAGGUUGUGGGAUGAGCAGGAUGUGAUGUAACACUAUGGCCUAGAUUUAAUCAGAUCAAGCAUUAACCGGCG
Messenger RNA from Coregonus sp. 'balchen', 4963 nucleotides. The record is from the annotation of a GenBank genome assembly. NCBI's taxonomy places the organism in Eukaryota, Metazoa, Chordata, Actinopteri, Salmoniformes, Salmonidae.